AUGGAUGCCGGCAACAUAUGUUGCUGCCAUGUAUUUGUACCCCCUGGUGAAAGAGGAAAGGGAGUUGUCCCAGCAAUUGUCGCCGGAGAUUACGGGUGGGACGCGACGGAGACGAGCACGAUCCUGAGCUCGUUCUUCUGGGGCUACAUCACGACGCAGGUGCCCGCGGGCUGGCUGUCGGGCCGCUACGGCGCCAAGAACUUCCUGGCGGCGGCCCUCUUCCUGUCCGGGGCGCUCACCGCCCUCACCGAGCUGGCCGCAGACCUGGGCGGCGUCGUCCUCAUGUGCGCGCUCCGCAUCCUCAUCGGAAUGGUCCAGGGUUUUAUAUAUCCAUCGACUAACACCUACCUAGCAAAAUGGAUUCCUCCUGAAGAAAAGGGAAGAAUGGGAACUCUAGUAUAUGCAGGUGCUCAGUUGGGAACAAUAGUAGCAAUGGCUGUAUCUGGAGUGUUAGCAAAUAGUGCUGCAGGCUGGCCAUCCAUCUUCUACACAUUUGGUGGUAUCUCAGUUCUGUGGGGUAUUCUUAUUUUCUUCCUUGGUGCAGAUAGACCAUCUAGUCACAAAUACAUAUCAAAAGAGGAGCAGGUCUAUAUUGAAGACAGUUUGAAUAAAGUUUCACAUGAGGCAGAGAGGAUGCCUACACCAUGGAUUUCAAUACUGUCUUCAAUGCCAUUUAUUGCUCUUGCAAUUGUUCACUGUGGUCAGAACUGGGGCUUCUACACAUUGCUAACUGAAAUGCCAACCUAUUUCAGCAGUGUUCUUGGAUUUGAUAUUCAGUCAGAUGGAUUGUUAUCUGCAUUGCCGUAUUUAGUAAUGUGGUGCCUAAGUUUUAUAUUCAGCUGGAUUGGGCACCUAAUUGAGAGAAAGAACUGGAUGACAACUGGCACGAUCAGGAAAGUUUUUAACUCUAUUGGUCAUUGGGGCCCUGGUUUAGCAUUGCUCAUACUAAGCUUUAUAGAGCUUGAAGAUCCCACUGUUGCUGUUGCACUUCUGACCCUCACUGUUGGGCUUAAUAGUGGGAUUUAUUUGGGCUAUCAGAUCAAUCACAUUGAUCUUUCACCCAAUUUCUCUGGUGUGCUGAUGGGCAUGACAAAUGGUCUAGCAGCUCUAACAUCAAUUAUAGCUCCCCUUAUUGUGGGUGCUGUUGUGAAGAACAAUGCACCUGAAGAAUGGCGAACAAUAUUCCUCAUUGCUGCUGGUUUCUAUUUUAUUGGAAAUCUGAUAUUUAUCAUAUUUGGUAAGGGUGAAGUCCAACCAUGGAAUGAGCCAAUUCGUUUAACCAAAGAAAAUGAAGCAAAUUAUGGAACAGCAGCACCACCUAGCGCAUGAGGAGCAGUGCCUUAAGUUUUAAGCAGGGACUUUUUCAAUGGCAGCUAAUAUAAAAAUGUGAUUUGUACAUUCUUGAAUGAAAUAAGAUAACAUGAAUUUUGUUAAAUGUUCAGAUUUCACUUCUAAUUAAUAUAGCUGAAGUCCAGUUUUAAUUUGUUGUUAAAUUUUAAAGAAUGUAAUGUACAUGCUCCAAUGCAUGUAUUCACUGCACAGUUUUUAAUUCACUCAUUUUGCUCCAUAGAUAAUUAUCAUAAAAAGUUCAACUAUUGUCAAAUUUUUUGUAGAUUCUUAAAUUGCCAAAAAUUACAACAAAUACAUGAAAUACAUGUUUUUAGCACAGCAGGUGCCUAUUAAACAUACCACUAUCUGGAGGAGAGGAAUUACUAUUUGAAGAAAUUAGUAAUGUUAUAUGCAAAUGAAAAUCUCCAAAUGGAGAUUACAAGAGUACAAAUGUUAAUAUUUUAUGUAAUUUGUGUACUGAACACACAAUGCAAAGUGUCUUCUAGUCAAUAGGACUUUUAAUUAAAAUGAAACUGUAUUUUAUCUACUUUUAUUGUUACUAUAGCACUUUGUUUCUGA
Molecule: messenger RNA, 1908 nt
Organism: Schistocerca americana (American grasshopper)
Lineage: Eukaryota; Metazoa; Arthropoda; Insecta; Orthoptera; Acrididae
Product: putative inorganic phosphate cotransporter
Exons: 9
Coding region: 1-1329 (442 amino acids)
Biological process (GO): transmembrane transport; monoatomic anion transport
Cellular component (GO): plasma membrane
Molecular function (GO): transmembrane transporter activity
Source: RefSeq, a predicted model, not a curated record